Messenger RNA from Aspergillus nidulans FGSC A4, 826 nucleotides. Its product is annotated as peptide-methionine-S-sulfoxide reductase. Bases 64 to 705 code for a protein of 213 amino acids. Gene Ontology annotation, cellular component: cytoplasm. The record is from RefSeq and is a predicted model, not a curated record. The transcript has 3 exons. Gene Ontology annotation, molecular function: oxidoreductase activity, acting on a sulfur group of donors, disulfide as acceptor; peptide-methionine (S)-S-oxide reductase activity. NCBI's taxonomy places the organism in Eukaryota, Fungi, Ascomycota, Eurotiomycetes, Eurotiales, Aspergillaceae. Gene Ontology annotation, biological process: cellular response to oxidative stress.
CUAUAACCCCUUCAACAAAUCGAACAGAAGGGCAUAAUAAUAUUGCCUCCUAUAAAAAAGUUUAUGGCAUUCGCCGCACCCACCCUCGGCUCGACCGUCUUCUCACGACUUUUCCGCACCUUCUCCACCACUUCUCCGUCCCUCUCACACACAACGGAAUCAAUAUCGCGUAAUAUGACUAGCUCGUCUACACAAACGGCGACCCUCGCCGCAGGGUGUUUUUGGGGUGUUGAGCAUCUCUUCCGCAAGCAAUUCGGGCAGGGCAAGGGCUUGCUCGAUGCAAAGGUUGGAUAUUGCGGAGGAAACACAGCGUCGCCGAAUUAUCGGGCUGUUUGUACGGGAGAUACUGGGCAUGCUGAGGCCCUUAAAAUCACCUUUGACCCGUCGUUGGUGAGCUACCGCUCGCUGCUGGAAUUCUUCUACCGCAUGCAUGAUCCCACGACCAAGAACCAACAGGGCCCGGAUGUUGGCACGCAGUAUCGCAGUGCCAUUUUUACGCAUGGCGACGAGCAGCAUAAAAUCGCAGAAAGUGUUACGGAAAAAGUGAGCAAGGAGUGGUACAAGCAGCCCCUUUCAACGGAAAUCAUCCCUGCGGGCCAGUGGUGGGAUGCGGAGGAGUACCAUCAGCUUUAUUUGCACAAGAAUCCAUCUGGAUAUGAGUGUCCUGCACACUUUGUCAGGAGCUUUCCGCCGCUUUCUGAGUGAGUGGACACUAAAUUUCUAUGACCAGUAUCUCAGGUGCUUUAUGCUGUAUCUGCGCCGAUUGGGCCGCUCGGGCAUCAUGUUGGAUAUAUCAAUGACGACUGUCUUCUGAAUGAAUGUCAAA